Brienomyrus brachyistius is the source of this 2693-nucleotide messenger RNA. Its product is annotated as core histone macro-H2A.1. Lineage: Eukaryota; Metazoa; Chordata; Actinopteri; Osteoglossiformes; Mormyridae. The transcript has 6 exons. Gene Ontology annotation, molecular function: DNA binding; protein heterodimerization activity; structural constituent of chromatin. Gene Ontology annotation, cellular component: nucleosome. Bases 225 to 938 code for a protein of 237 amino acids. The record is from RefSeq and is a predicted model, not a curated record. Gene Ontology annotation, biological process: nucleosome assembly.
GCACGGCCAUCGGGAUGUGAUGGUCAUGCUGAAAAUAAAGACAUAGUUUUUGCAUUUCUGCGUCCGUACGCGGCCCCGGACAGCCAUAUGCCCCGGCGCGGCUGGCGCAUGGCUCGGUGACUGCGCUCGCUGUGGAUUGUGGGAGUCGGAGACACUGCCCAGGCUCGCUAUAUUGGAGCUGACAGAAGACAGUAGACAUAUUGCCGUGCUCAGUCCUCGUCACCAUGUCCAGCAGAGGAGGGAAGAAGAAGACCACAAAGACGUCGCGGUCCACCAAGGCCGGCGUCAUCUUUCCCGUGGGCCGUAUGCUGCGCUACAUCCGGAAAGGCCUCCCGAAGUACCGCAUCGGCGUGGGGGCUCCCGUCUACAUGGCAGCCGUGCUGGAGUACCUCACAGCCGAAAUCCUAGAGCUGGCAGGCAACGCGGCGCGGGACAAUAAGAAGGGCCGUGUCACACCAAGACACAUCCUGUUGGCCAUCGCCAACGAUGAGGAACUCAACCAGCUGCUGAAGGGUGUGACCAUUGCGGCAGGGGGUGUCCUGCCCAACAUUCACCCAGAGCUGCUGGCCAAGAAGAGGGGCUCUAAAGGGAAGCUGGAGGCCAUCAUCACCCCCCCACCCGCCAAGAAGUCCAAGGCGUCAACCGCAAAGAAAUCAGCCCCCAAGAAAGCUGGUGGUAGAAAGGGCGCCGGCAGGAAGAAGAAGCAGGGAGAGACGAGCAAAACGGCCAGUGCGGACAGCACCACAGAGGGAACACCGGCCAACGGCUUCACCAUCCUGUCCACCAAGAGCCUCUUCCUGGGGCAGAAGUCCAAAGCCCCCAGUGAUCAAGCCGGAGGUGACACUGGCAAGAAAAUACUCCCUAGAAGGAAGAAACCUUGGGAGGAAGCAGAAUCGAAGGGGGAGCUCAACCUCCCUGGACCAGCAGAGGAAGUCUAACAAAGUCCAAACUGUUAAAGUCUGAGUGUAAAUGCAAAAUGUCCAGAGGAGUUUUCACUGCUGAUGUCAGGGCAGGAGGGUGAUGGUGCUGCUUCCGAUGGCAGGAUGACCUGUGGCGUGGUCCAGACCUCACAGCUUGGCGUCACUGUGGCCUGGUAGGGAAUGUAUGGAAGUCAGAGUGGAUGUGAUUGAUAAGGGGAGGGGGCAUGGCCACACAGCACACAUGACACUAACAGCAGCAUGGGGGAAAAUUGGUGUAGCUGCAGCAAUGCAUUAGGGGAAAGUGGUAGGGCAUUGCAUUGUGGGAAAUGGUGUUUUUUUUAAGUUGUUGUGUACUUAAAAUGGGCAUAGAGGGUUCAGGCCACAGUGACGGUGCUUUAAUUCACAAGAAGCAGGCAAGGUUACACUGCUUGGGAAACAUUUUCCCCUGAUUUGAUCUAACGACCUUCUGUUCUUUCCUUUGAAGGCAGGAUCAACGUGUCCUGUGGUGCUUUUUUUUAAUCUUCUCAACAUCUCCGCUUUUCAGAAACCUCAGAUCCCAGUGCAAGCAGGUCCCAGUUUUUCCUGACCCGUUUUGACGACUGGUCAGAGUGCCGAAGUCCGAGCCCCUUUCUUGAGGGAUGUGAUUGCGAGCUUUGAAAAUGUCCGAAUGUUGUACAAUGUGUUCAAGGCCAACCGCAAAAUCGUGACGAUCACAUCAUGUGGUGGCCAUUUUCAGGUUCUUAAUGCAUCUUCCUUGCAGGAUUUUGGCCGAGCUUGGAGAUAAGGAAAGAGUCAAAGUCCAGAUUCAUGGUGAUCGGAUGACAGAUUAACAACUUCACACAUGCACUCUCUCUCCCUCUCUCUCUCUAAUCUCCACCUCCUGACAUUUACAGUCAAACUUCUAUAAACGUGUCCUCAUGUAUAGCUACGCUUUGUAUUGGCUGAGAAAUGACCUUGAGAGCUUAAUGCUCCUUCUCAGUUUCUUUAGAGUGGGUCUGGUUUGCCAUCAUUUUGGGGGGGGGGGGCACAUGUGGCUCAUUGGGUUAAGACUCGUGAUCGGAAGGUCGCUGGUUCAAAUCCCAGAGCCAGCAGUCCGAUGCCGCCAUUGGGCCCCCGAGCAAGGCGCUUAACCCCCAGACCCGGGAGCACUGCACGCUGGCCGACCCUGCACUGUGACCCCCCCCCAAGCUUUAUCUGUAUAUGUGUCUGAGUGUUUUAUGGAGAGCGAGAUAGGGUAGGCGAAAAGAGAAAUUAAUCAAGUAUCACUGUUCUGUUCUAUUAUGCUAUAGCUAGGUUUUACGAACUGUGAUUUCUUCAAGCCUAUUAGAGAGGUAGACAUUAAUGAAUGUCUGACUCCAGUGGGUGUGUGACGGAUGGCUAUCGGCUACCGUUCAGGUUCACGGUUAAGGGGCUGUAGGUUAAACGGCUGCCGGAAUGGGGGCUGCUUUGCGGGGCUAAGACCCAGUCCAACCCGGGCUGCAUGGCGACUCGUCCCCUGACAUCACGUGACUCCCCACAUGGGCAUGGUUUAUUCACCCAAUCCCGUCCACAGGUCUAGAUCAUCCGCAGGUACGACAGAAGCGGAUGGACUGCGACCUCCGCUAGGGGUCAAAGGUCACGACAUAGGGAGCCUUAACACGACCCCGCCAGGGCUGCCAUGCAUGGGCUCAUGCUCUCCGUACCUUCUAACUCGAAUCAGCUCCUGCGUGGUGAUUUUUCUAAUCGCUCUGCUUCCUGCCCCCCCCACCCCCCCCCUGCCCCACUGCAUGCUCU